AUGCCUCGGCCGGGCCGCAACACGUACAGCGACCAGAAGCCGCCCUACUCCUACAUCUCGCUGACCGCCAUGGCCAUCCAGAGCUCGCCCGAGAAGAUGCUGCCGCUGAGCGAGAUCUACAAGUUCAUCAUGGACCGCUUCCCCUACUACCGGGAGAACACGCAGCGCUGGCAGAACAGCCUUCGCCACAAUCUCUCCUUCAACGACUGCUUCAUCAAGAUCCCGCGGCGGCCCGACCAGCCGGGCAAGGGCAGCUUCUGGGCGCUGCACCCCAGCUGCGGGGACAUGUUCGAGAACGGCAGUUUCCUGCGGCGCCGAAAGCGCUUCAAGGUGCUCAAGUCCGACCACCUGGCGCCCAGCAAGCCGGCCGACGCGGCGCAGUACCUGCAGCAGCAGGCCAAGCUGCGGCUCAGCGCGCUGGCCGCCUCCGGCACGCACCUGCCACAGAUGCCAGCCGCCGCCUACAACCUGGGCGGCGUGGCGCAGCCCUCCGGCUUCAAGCACCCCUUCGCCAUCGAGAACAUCAUCGCGCGGGAGUACAAGAUGCCCGGCGGCUUGGCCUUCUCCGCCAUGCAGCCGGUGCCCGCUGCCUAUCCGCUCCCCAACCAGUUGACUACCAUGGGCAGCUCGCUGGGCACCGGCUGGCCGCACGUGUACGGCUCCGCGGGCAUGAUUGACUCGGCCACCCCCAUCUCCAUGGCGAGCGGCGACUACAGCGCCUACGGAGUGCCGCUGAAGCCGCUGUGCCACGCGGCGGGCCAGACGCUGCCUGCCAUCCCGGUGCCCAUCAAGCCCACGCCGGCCGCCGUGCCCGCGCUGCCCGCGCUGCCCGCGCCCAUCCCCACCUUGCUGUCGAACUCGCCGCCCUCGCUCAGCCCCACGUCCUCGCAAACAGCCACCAGCCAAAGCAGCCCCGCCACGCCCAGCGAAACGCUCACCAGCCCGGCCAACACCUUGCACUCGGUGGCCGUGCACUGA
This is a messenger RNA of Lepus europaeus (European hare), 978 nucleotides long. It is a transcript of the gene FOXB1, whose product is annotated as forkhead box B1. The coding region runs from base 1 to 978 and encodes 325 amino acids. Lineage: Eukaryota; Metazoa; Chordata; Mammalia; Lagomorpha; Leporidae. The transcript has a single exon. The record is from RefSeq and is a predicted model, not a curated record. Gene Ontology annotation, biological process: regulation of transcription by RNA polymerase II; cell differentiation; anatomical structure morphogenesis. Gene Ontology annotation, molecular function: RNA polymerase II cis-regulatory region sequence-specific DNA binding; DNA-binding transcription factor activity, RNA polymerase II-specific.